Erinaceus europaeus (western European hedgehog) is the source of this 6965-nucleotide messenger RNA. RefSeq names its product zinc finger MYM-type containing 2 (gene ZMYM2). Lineage: Eukaryota; Metazoa; Chordata; Mammalia; Eulipotyphla; Erinaceidae. The coding region runs from base 185 to 5083 and encodes 1632 amino acids. The record is from RefSeq and is a predicted model, not a curated record. Gene Ontology annotation, molecular function: zinc ion binding. The transcript has 25 exons.
GCCUCGGCGGGCGGGCGGGGGCGGAGGCGGGGGCGGCGGGAGGCGGAGACGGGUGAGGGCGGCCCGGACCCCCCCACAUGGACCGGCCCCGCCGCCUCGGGCCACUCGGCCGCGCUCGUGUGCGGGGUUCCCGGCCGGGCGCGGGGCUGCGGGUGCGGGCGGCGCGGGCCCAGGGGCUCUUACCAUGGGGGGGGUUCCGGCGUCCCAGCCGGCGGCGCGCUGGAGUCCGGCCCCCUCCCCCCGGUCCUCCCCCCGGGCCCAGCUCGGGGUGCCGCGCCUGGGCCUCCAGCGGGGUCCCCCGAGUCGGGGCGCCGGCCCGCGCGGCCUCCCGCACGUAUUGUUCGCGGCGCUAAUGGCGGCCGAGGCUGCGGGGAGGGGGGUGGCGGGGGCGCGGGGCCUGGUGCGCGGGCCGGGGGUGCUCCCCGCGGCGGAGGGGUCCCCCCAGCGGUCCCGGGGAGGGGGUGCAAGGCGGGGGGCUGGGAGGGAGGGGCCCCGGGGCCGGCGUCGAGGAGCGCCCUUCCCCCUCCUGUGGGGCUUCGGGGAGCCCACCUUAGCCGCCCGGAUUUCUCUUCACAUGGGUCCCAGCCCCCCAGUACCCAUCCCGCGCCCUUUUGCUCCACUUCCCGCAGGAGCGAGUGCGGGUCUCCAGGUGGGGAGCGAUCAUAAUAGCAGGGCCCAUCUCCCCUCGCCACCCGGCCCUGCUCUGCCUCCUCCUGGUGGAAAUAGCGCAGUGCUCCCUCUCUGCGAGGUGGUCCUGAUGCAUAUUUUUUUCUUUCCUUCUCUCCUCCAGGACCCAGGAUCGUCUGCAACUCUCUCUGGCGCACCUUGGGCCGCGAGUGAGGACGAGAACACCCCUCACCCCCACCCUCUCUUUAGCACUGCUAAACUCUGGCUUAAGGUGGUGUGGAGGAUUGAACCAAGGAACUUCAGAGCCCUCAGACCCUUUGGCAUGGACACAGGCUCAGUGGGAGGACUAGAACUGACUGAGCAGAAUCCUGUCUUAUUAGGAAGUACGGCCAUGGCAACUAGCCUCACGAAUGUAGGAAAUUCAUUUAGCAGUCCACCUAAUUCUUUAGUAUCCAGAUCGAAUAAAUUUCAGAACUUAUCAGUAGAAGAUGAUGAUGAUGUUGUUUUUAUUGAACCUGUACAACCCCCCCCACCUCCUGCACCAGUGGUGGCUGAUCAGAGAACUAUAACAUUUACAUCAUCAAAAAAUGAAGAACUGCAAGGAAGUGAUUCCAAGAUUCUUCCUGCCUCGAAAGAGUUGACUUCUCAGAAGGGAAGUAUAAGUGAGACAAUUGUCAUCGAUGAUGAAGAGGACAUGGAGACAAACCAAGUUCAAGAGAAAAGUCCCUCUAACUUUACUGAACAGAGACCCUCUGAGACUAAAAACAGAACCAAUGAUGUGGAUUUCCCCACUUCCAGUCUUUCAAGAAGUAAGGUAAAUGCAGGAAUGGGUAGUAGUGGCAUCACCACAGAACCAGACUCUGAAAUUCAGAUAGCUAAUGUCACAACCUUAGAGACAGGUGUGAGCUCUGUGAAUGAUGGCCAGUUAGAGAACACUGAUGGGCGAGAUAUGAACUUGAUGAUUACCCAUGUAACGUCACUGCAGAAUACCAACUUGGGAGAUGUCUCUAAUGGACUGCAGUCAAGUAACUUUGGUGUUAAUGUACAAACAUACACCCCGUCUUUAACUUCACAGACCAAGACUGGAGUAGGGCCUUUUAAUCCUGGUAGGAUGAGUGUGACAGGAGAUGUAUUUCAGAAUGGAGAAUCUACCACUCAUCAUAAUCCUGAUUCUUGGAUCUCCCAGUCAGCAUCAUUUCCCCGAAAUCAGAAACAACCCGGGGUGGACUCUUUAUCACCAGUGGCCUCACUUCCUAAACAGAUUUUCCAGCCUUCUACCCAACAACAGCCCAACAAGCCUGUGAAAGUCACUUGUGCAAACUGCAAGAAGCCUUUACAGAAAGGACAGACUGCUUAUCAGCGAAAAGGAUCUGCUCACCUUUUUUGUUCCACCACCUGCCUUUCCUCUUUUUCUCAUAAGCCUGCUCCAAAGAAACUCUGUGUCAUGUGUAAAAAAGAUAUAACUACAAUGAAAGGAACCAUUGUUGCUCAAGUGGAUUCAAGCGAGUCCUUCCAGGAAUUCUGUAGUACAUCUUGUUUGUCUCUCUAUGAAGACAAGCAGAAUCCUACUAAAGGGGUUCUAAAUAAAUCAAGAUGUACAAUUUGUGGCAAACUAACAGAGAUUCGCCAUGAAGUGAGCUUUAAAAAUAUGACUCAUAAGCUAUGCAGUGACCACUGCUUUAACAGAUACAGGAUGGCCAACGGUUUGAUCAUGAAUUGCUGUGAACAAUGUGGAGAGUACUUGCCCAGCAAAGGUGCUGGGAACAAUGUCCUGGUGAUUGAUGGUCAGCAGAAAAGAUUUUGCUGUCAGAAUUGUGUCAGUGAAUACAAACAGGUAGGUAGCCAUCCAAGCUUCCUGAAGGAGGUUCGAGAUCACAUGCAAGACUCCUACCUAAUGCCACCCGAGAAAUACGGAAAACUGACGACAUGUACUGGUUGUAGAACGCAAUGCAGGUUUUUUGACAUGACUCAGUGUAUAGGUCCUAAUGGAUAUAUGGAGCCAUAUUGUUCAACUGCUUGCAUGAACAGUCACAAGACAAAAUAUGCAAAAUCACAAAGUAUGGGAAUUAUUUGCCAUUUUUGUAAGCGAAACUCUUUACCUCAAUAUCAGGCCACAAUGCCUGAUGGAAAGCUGUAUAACUUUUGCAAUUCCAACUGUGUGGCUAAAUUUCAGGCUCUAAGUAUGCAGUCAUCACCAAAUGGCCAGUAUGUAGCGCCAAGUGAUAUUCAGUUGAAAUGCAACUAUUGUAAAAAUUCCUUUUGUUCAAAGCCAGAAAUCCUGGAAUGGGAGAACAAAGUGCAUCAAUUCUGCAGCAAAACUUGUUCAGAUGACUAUAAGAAGUUGCAUUGCAUAGUUACAUAUUGCGAAUACUGUCAAGAGGAGAAGACUCUUCAUGAAACUGUAAAUUUCUCUGGCGUUAAGAGACCUUUCUGUAGUGAAGGCUGCAAACUGUUGUAUAAACAGGAUUUUGCAAGACGUUUAGGAUUGAGGUGUGUUACAUGCAACUAUUGCUCUCAACUCUGUAAGAAAGGAGCAACUAAAGAGCUUGAUGGUAUUGUGAGAGAUUUCUGUAGUGAAGACUGCUGUAAAAAAUUUCAGGAUUGGUACUAUAAGGCUGCAAGGUGUGACUGUUGUAAAUCUCAAGGAACUCUUAAAGAAAGAGUGCAGUGGCGUGGGGAAAUGAAACACUUCUGUGAUCAGCACUGCUUACUACGUUUCUACUGUCAGCAAAAUGAGCCCAAUAUGACAACUCAGAAAGGACCUGAAAACUUACAUUAUGACCAGGGUUGCCAGACAUCCCGAACCAAAAUGACAGGUUCUGCACCACCCCCUUCUCCAACACCUAACAAAGAAAUGAAAAACAAAGCAGUUCUUUGUAAACCUCUAACAAUGACAAAGGCGACUUACUGUAAACCUCACAUGCAGACCAAAUCUUGUCAAACAGAUGAUAAUUGGAAGACAGAGUAUGUCCCAGUGCCUAUCCCUGUGCCUGUGUAUAUCCCAGUCCCUAUGCACAUGUAUAGCCAGAAUAUUCCUGUCCCCACCACAGUUCCUGUUCCGGUGCCAGUUCCUGUUUUUCUGCCUGCUCCACUGGAUAGCAGUGAGAAGAUUCCAGAAGCAGUUGAGGAGCUAAAAACCCGAAUUUCUUCAGAUCCUCUUGAUUCAGAGUUGCUUACAAUGACGGAUAUGAUGACAGAACAUGAAGGGAAGACCGAAGCUGCCAGCAUCAAUAGUGUAAUUAUUGAUACAGAUAUAAUUGGUUCGGAUCUGUUGAAGAAUUCUGACUCAGAGACACAGUCCAGCAUGCCUGAUGUACCAUAUGAGCCAGAUUUGGAUAUUGAAAUAGAUUUUCCCAGAGCUGCUGAGGAGCUUGAUAUGGAAAAUGAGUUUUUAUUACCCCCUGUUUUUGGAGAAGAAUAUGAGGAACAACCUAGACCUCGAUCUAAAAAAAAGGGAGCCAAGAGAAAAGCUGUAUCAGGAUACCAGUCUCAUGAUGAUAGCUCUGACAAUUCAGAGUGCAGCUUCCCUUUCAAGUACACAUAUGGUGUAAAUGCAUGGAAACACUGGGUCAAAACUAGGCAACUUGAUGAAGAUCUGCUAGUAUUAGAUGAGCUGAAAUCUCCAAAAUCAGUAAAGUUAAAAGAGGACUUGCUUUCUCACACAACAGCUGAGCUUAACUAUGGGCUGGCCCAUUUUGUCAAUGAAAUUCGACGUCCAAAUGGAGAAAAUUAUGCACCUGACAGCAUCUAUUAUCUUUGCCUUGGAAUACAAGAGUACUUGUGUGGUAGUAAUCGAAAAGACAACAUAUUUAUUGAUCCAGGGUACCAUACAUUUGAACAAGAAUUGAAUAAAAUACUCCGAAGUUGGCAACCCAGCAUACUUCCAGAUGGGUCAAUAUUCUCACGAGUUGAAGAAGAUUAUCUCUGGAGGAUAAAACAGUUAGGUUCACACUCUCCAGUAGCUCUUCUGAAUACCCUGUUCUACUUUAACACUAAGUAUUUUGGGCUGAAAACAGUGGAACAACACUUAAGACUUUCCUUUGGCACCGUGUUCAGGCACUGGAAAAAAAAUCCUCUAACAAUGGAAAACAAAGCGUGUCUUCGAUACCAAGUGUCUUCCUUAUGUGGAACAGAUAAUGAAGAUAAAAUUACUACUGGAAAAAGAAAACAUGAAGAUGAUGAGCCAGUGUUUGAACAAAUUGAGAACACAGCCAAUCCUUCUCGAUGUCCUGUGAAAAUGUUUGAAUGCUAUUUGUCUAAAAGUCCACAGAAUCUUAAUCAAAGAAUGGAUGUUUUUUAUUUGCAACCAGAAUGCUCUAGUUCUUCAGAUAGUCCUGUCUGGUACACUUCUACUUCACUGGACCGAAACACCUUGGAAAAUAUGCUUGUACGGGUUCUUUUAGUCAAAGAUAUUUAUGAUAAAGACAAUUAUGAACUGGAUGAAGACACAGACUAAAACGGAACAUUUCAGAAGCAAUCGGGAUAAACAGCAUUAGAUAGUCAUGCUGCUAGAUCUUUGUUAUGGAAAACAUUUCAAGUUUACUCCUUCUGUUUUGAGUUUUGUAGCAGUGUACCCACACUGGGUAUUACCAUGUAAAUAAUCUGUGAGUGAAAGUUGCCAUUAUUCUAUGUAGUGGUUUUAGGAUACUUAACAAAUACAUUCAAAUUCUUUUUUUUAUUAUUAUUUAUUUGACUAGGUAUGUUUGUAACUUUUUACAUUACAAAAUAUGAAUGAGAAUGUGCCAUGUAUAAUUUUUUUUCUUGUAGUAAGGAACAUCCAUAUUUCACAACUCUACUGUUGCAGAUCCUCCUCAGGAGGGAGCUCUUUGACUGGGGCCUUGGCAGGUUGUGGGUGGGUAGCACUACUAAAAGCUUAGAUCUUGCAGUGUCUUUCAGAAUUUUUUAAAUAAACUGUAAACUAAUAGGCUGGUUUUUUCUUUUUCUUUCUUUAUUCUUUUUUUUGUUUUGUUUUGAAUUGGGGAAGUUUUGUUUUGCUUUGUUUUAGUUACUGAAGCCUUACAAGGUUAUGUAGAAAGGUACCAUCUUCUGUACCAAAAAUAGACAAGAGAAUGCUGUCAAUAUUGGUGUACUGUAAUGUGAACCUAUACUGGUGAAAACGACUUUCUGUUCCCUUUAUUAAAACGUUAGUGUCCUUUUCUCAUUUUGUGGCUCUCUGCAUCACCCCAAGCAAUUAAAUGCACAUAUGGGUGUGUAUAUAUAUGUGUGUGUGUGUGUGCGUGUGCAUAUAUAUAUAUAUAUAUAUGCACACGCACACACACAUAUGUGCAUAUAUAUAUACACACCCCUAUUAUAAAGAAUGACUACAAGCUGAAAACAUGAUCCAGGCAUUUUCUUUGUAAAAAUGUCUGAUGAAAAUAUCAACAUCUGUUUUCUGUGCCAGUCAUUAAGAAUCCAAAUUUUUCUUCCUCUCCCCCUGAAGACUAUAGAUCAUGUUGUAAUGCCCAUGUAGUAUUUUAAAACUCCACUAGAUUUUAUUAGCGUUCUUGUGCCUGCCCUCAGUCAUGACUGUCUAUGUUGGAGAAGAUUAUUUUUAGAAAUGCCACUCCUGAAAUAGUUGAUACAGAAUCUCAAGUUCGUUUCAAUAAGAUAGUGUCACAUUCUACCAUGGAUUGCCACUGUAGUGAUUCUGAUGUUUCAAUUGACUGAAGAACAGAGAAAUGGAUGGAUAAAAUAUAUCUCAAAAGAAAUCACAUUUGCUGUUAGAUUGUUUGGCUUUUAAAUUUUAAUUACUUCUUAUAGAAGAUUGCAUUAAAAAACCUUUGUGCUUCUGCAUAACAAUUUAUCCAGUCAGAUCUUUUCUUUUAGAAUAAGGAUGUUUAGUUAAAAUUCUUUCUGAAAUUGAACCAAACAUUUCCCCUAGAUGGUUCUUUCUUCCAUAGGAUCAUUGUUAGCAUUCAGAAAAAUUUCUCUUCUCAUCAUGAUUUGAAAAUUUUCACAACUGUAAUCACUGUAUAUUUAAGCAAUAAUUAUCAGAAAUAUUUUGGCAUAAAAUUACUUUAUAAUGUUGUUUUGUAAAUUUGACUGACAUUUCUAUCCCUUAAUUUUAUAUUUGUUGAUUGAUAAUUAGAAUGAUAGUCUGGUAUUACUUUACUAAAAUAGAUUGCUCAUUGUCUAUUUAAUGAAAAAGAAAAUGAGUAACAUUUAAGAUAUACAAUACAGAAUUUUCCUGAUGCUUACCUUUUCCCAGAACUACUUCUUUAAGCACUGUUCCUAUAAAUUCAUAUUAUUGAUUAAAAGGUGGUUAACCUUAAUCAUCUUUUAUUCUUCUUAGUGGUGCUAUAUUCCAUCAAGAGCAAUAAAGAUUUUCCCAAAUGUCA